CGCGUCUCCACCGUCCGAUGAAAGAAGACGAUCUCUCGCUUGAUCUCUUUAUAAAGCUGCCUCUCUUCUCAACACACCCAACUCGAAACUUCAAUUUUGCCGCUUUCAAAAACCCGCGCUCUUUUUCUUCUCUAUCUCUCGCGGUUCGAUCGAAUUCUUUCCAUUUCCCUCGAAGUCUGCAAUCGCUGAAUCGGAUGGAUACAUCAAACCCUUCAGUUUUUGUGAAUGCUGAGCUUUUACGCCUGUAUGUUGGGAGAAGAGUCCGGGCAGUGAUUCAGGUUCAGUCUGAAGGCAAUGGAGUCAUAUAUGGUAAAUCGACUGACGACAACCAGAUUAUUGUGAAAGGCUCUCCACCAUUUUCUCUUUCGAAGUUUGUUGAGGUCAUUGGAAUUGCUGAUACUGACAAAUCGAUUCGACCUGAUGUAUGGACCAAUUUUGGCGACUCAUUUGAUACAUCUACCUUCAAUCAACUAUGUCAACUUGCUAAUGGGGAGUUCAAACCCUUGUUUAUCUGAUAAUCUAGCCAGACAUUCUUUGGCAAGAAGGCUCAAGCCCUACCUUCCCCUACUGUGACACGCUAAGUUGCUAAUGUUUUCUUCAUGCGCUUCAGAAUCUCCCGAGAUUUAUCGUUCAUAUGGUAGAAAACUUUUCAGGUAAUGGACAUAUAAAUUUUAAAUCUGCAUUGUAUGUUUGUGUUAGAAUAUGUUAGAAUGAACAUUGACUCGAAAAAUUCAUUAAAAAUCUAUUUUAAUCAA
Messenger RNA from Momordica charantia (bitter melon), 755 nucleotides. Its product is annotated as Nucleic acid-binding, OB-fold-like protein. Gene Ontology annotation, biological process: DNA recombination; DNA repair; DNA replication. Gene Ontology annotation, molecular function: DNA binding. Gene Ontology annotation, cellular component: nucleus. The record is from RefSeq and is a predicted model, not a curated record. Lineage: Eukaryota; Viridiplantae; Streptophyta; Magnoliopsida; Cucurbitales; Cucurbitaceae.